AUGUGGGACUUCUAUACCGGGAAGAACUUGUUCAUCACUGGAGGAUCGGGAUUCCUGGGGACAGCUUUGAUCUACCGUCUUGUUACCCAAGCCCCUGCCGCCCAUCUCUAUAUCCUCUGUCGAGGUGGUCUCCCGUAUGUAGACUUUGUGUCCACUACCUUGGUGCCUCCGUCACAGAGAUUGAUCAUGAGACAACAGGAGGCUAAUAAAAACAUGGAGCGAGGUCCUCCCACAACAUCAAGUGGAGCAAAUGACCGAUCCAAAGUGCUGGAUGGAGACAUGUUACAGCCAGACUUUGGGUUGACCUCCAACAAUUUGGACAUCAUUCGUCGGCAGGUUCAUGUGAUCAUACAUUCGGCAUCCUCAAUCGCACUUUUAAGCUCGCUGGCCAAACUGGUUUCACCUGUGAUCGAGGUCUCAGAGCGUCUGGCUCAUUUUGCAUUGGAGUGUAAAAACCUUGAGUGUUUCGUCUACGUCUCUACAGCUUAUGCUAAUGGUCACUUGUUCUCUCAAACCGACAUGACCUCGGAAAUUGAGGUUCAGGAGGCUAUAUUUCCACUGAGUCAUUCAACAGUCUCCAGUGACAAAGAUGACAGCCUACAGCAGGAGUGGUAUCAAGUACGAAAGACUGGUUCCUCUACUGCCUUCGAAUCUCAUGAUUUUCCUUGGGCAUAUGCAUACGCAAAGCAUCUUACGGAGCGGCUAAUUACGCGUUUAUUCGAUUCUUCCGACAAGCGUCUACUGGUCAUAAGACCAUCUAUCAUUGAUCCAGCCCAAUGCUUUCCAUACAGAAAUUAUUGCCGCCCUAUGUCAAGCCCCCACGUUAUCGCCUCCGGGGCAUUCUGCUUGGUACUUUCGCGCACAGUGUGUUUCUCAUCGCAAUUUCGAAAUCCAGAUCAAGAGUCAACCUUGGAUCAAGUUCCAGUGGAUGUGGUAGUUGACCGACUCCUAGUACACCUGGCUAGUGGUACCUCUGGGCCGGUUCACACAGUCGCCGGAGCCGCGCGAAUGCCAUUUCUGCACAGCUGGAAUUCUUCUUUCAAAUAUCGUCGGAUUCCCUGGUCUCUUCGACUGAAAUGGGUUUCUGACUCUCGGGAAUCAAAGAAAAUCCACGAAAUUGGUAAAUUAUACCGUGUGAUCGGUAUGAGUUUCAACUUUGUCGAAGAUAAGUCUACAGCUAUUUGGAAUCAACUUCCAAGAUCAGAACGCUCAAAGUUACACUUGUUUGCCGAUAAAGACAUGUUAUUCUAUGGUCACAAGCAUAUUCGAAGAGAGCAUGUUUGGACCUGCAUAGUCCAUUUGACGAAACGGCGGAAAGUGACUCGAUGGUUAGCAAAAUUGCUAUAUCAAUCCCUGCAAUCCGCGGAGUCACCUGAAGGGAGCGAGUCAAUUUGUCCUUGUGUGUCCCAAGGCUCAAAGGGGCAAUGUUGA
Penicillium brevicompactum is the source of this 1431-nucleotide messenger RNA. RefSeq lists its product as uncharacterized. Bases 1 to 1431 code for a protein of 476 amino acids. Gene Ontology annotation, biological process: long-chain fatty-acyl-CoA metabolic process. Gene Ontology annotation, molecular function: alcohol-forming very long-chain fatty acyl-CoA reductase (NADP+) activity. Gene Ontology annotation, cellular component: peroxisome. The record is from RefSeq and is a predicted model, not a curated record. The transcript is spliced from 2 exons. Lineage: Eukaryota; Fungi; Ascomycota; Eurotiomycetes; Eurotiales; Aspergillaceae.